Penicillium griseofulvum is the source of this 1203-nucleotide messenger RNA. Its product is annotated as LSB5 family protein. Gene Ontology annotation, molecular function: ubiquitin binding; phosphatidylinositol binding. Gene Ontology annotation, biological process: endocytosis; actin filament organization; actin cortical patch localization. The transcript has 4 exons. The record is from RefSeq and is a predicted model, not a curated record. Bases 1 to 1203 code for a protein of 400 amino acids. Gene Ontology annotation, cellular component: actin cortical patch. Lineage: Eukaryota; Fungi; Ascomycota; Eurotiomycetes; Eurotiales; Aspergillaceae.
AUGUUCCAAUCCUCCAAACCAUAUUCGGCAGUGACCGUACAAAUCGAAGUCCUUACGAGCGAACAAUAUGAGGUGGAAGACUCCAGCGGUAUUGUCGAUCUGGUGGAAGUAGUUCGCAUCCAGGCCAGUGGCCCGAUGGAAGCAAGUCGGGCUCUUCGCAAGAAGCUAAAAUAUGGAAACAUCCAUCGACAACUUCGCGCGCUUACUAUUCUCGACUUCCUGGUUCAAAAUGCAGGAGAGCGCUUCCUCCGCGAUUUCGCCGACGAGGCAUUGCUCGAACGUCUGCGAAUCGCAGCUACUGAUUCCGUUUCAGAUCCACUCGUGAAACAGAAAUGCAAACAGAUUUUUGGACAAUGGGCGACAACUUAUAAGGAUACCCCUGGUAUGGCGAAGGUCACAGCACUAUACAAACAAGUUCCCAAGCGAAAGCAGCCUGCGACGCAGGCAAAAGCCAAGGUUCUCCGCGAGGGAUCGGCUGCACAUGCAAACGAGCCCCCGAUGGGUCAUGUUGUAUCUGUGUCAGGAGGCAGUGGACCAGCCACUUUGCUGACCAGCCCCAAACAGAAGCCCAAGAAAGUCAAGAAGGAUAAGAAACUAUCAAUUAGCAGCAAGAGGUUUGAUUUGGAAAAGGAGCGCCCGGAGAUCUUGCAGGCACUUGCUGCCUCCUCCGUUGCUAGCACCAACCUGUUAAAUGCCCUUAAACUUGUCAAUCGCGAGACGCACCGAGUGAGUGAGGAUGCGGAAUGUAUCCACCGAUUCGAGACAUGCAAGCAGCUUCGUCAUGGGAUUCUUCGAUAUAUUCAGUACAUAGAAACCGAAGAGUUCCUGGGUGGCUUGAUCCAUGCAAACGAUGAGCUGGUAGAUGCAUUGAUGGCAUUCGAGGUGCUAGACAAGAGCGUGGAUUAUGACAGUGAUAGUGAGGACGAGAUUUUGGAUGGCAAUUGGAAGCAAAGACAUGGACUUGGACUUGACGACGACCUGCAUGACGGCCUUGCGGGGCUUAAUAUCAAUCCUCCAAAGCCGCCACGGCCAAAUCGUCCUGAUAGUCUGCCUCUUGCAUCUUCGUCGCAACACUCACGCCAAAUCUUUGAGAGCGAGAGUGAGUCGGAAGAAGAGGAUGAUGAAGAUAAUCCUUUUGGAGACAAGAAUGCUAUUAAGACCCCGGGCAUUGAGAAGACCGAACAUACCUGGAAAGAGGUUUGA